This is a messenger RNA of Brienomyrus brachyistius, 2319 nucleotides long. RefSeq names its product zinc finger protein 436-like. The transcript has 10 exons. The coding region runs from base 176 to 2008 and encodes 610 amino acids. The record is from RefSeq and is a predicted model, not a curated record. Gene Ontology annotation, biological process: regulation of DNA-templated transcription. Lineage: Eukaryota; Metazoa; Chordata; Actinopteri; Osteoglossiformes; Mormyridae.
GGAGGCGCCGCCAUUAUUCCAUCAGGCUGCAGCGGUCAGCAGAUAUUACAGUCGCGGUUUUAAUUAUGGCUGAAAGCGACGCAGGACAAUAUCGUUAAGGGAAACCACUUUCUAGUUACUAACAAGAGGAAGCAUCUGCGGCACGGUGGGAACGUGAACUUGGUUGCUGCAUAGGAUGGAAAGGGCUUCGGGCAUGAGUUUGUCAGAUGAGGAGGAUUAUGCGGAUAUCCGGGCCUAUUUCUCCAAGGCUGAAUGGGUUCGGCUGCAGAGAUGCGAGAAGGUGCACUACAGGAACAUGAAGAGGAACCACCAGGCCAUGUUGGAUAUGGGGCUGAAUUCCACCACCCCAGUGUUCAUGAGAAGCAGCCGAUCCAGCGGGGUGAUGACGGAGAGGUUGGGCGGCGACAAAUGCAGCAAUUCGGAGGAGUGGACUUCUCACCUUCUGAGAAGGAGCCCGGGGGACAAGGCGAGUGGAGCAUCCAGGAGUUUCCAGCCUACAUCCAGGCGGUCCGGUCAGAGCAGAACCCCUGCUGUGGGAUCAGAGUCAUGUGCUACAGACCAGGGAAAGAGGCAGACGUCUUCCUGCAGUAACACCACCUGCCAUACAAACCAGCAACCUUCCCAGCAGGGUGUCAGAGAGGUUAAAAAAGAGGAGGGGGAAUACCUGAUAUCUGAGGGUGAAGGGACUGCGAAUGAGAGCCCCCCCAAGAAGGUCAAGGGUGCAGCGGUUCAGGAUGUGACUGAGGUGGAGCUGAUUGGUUCUCUUCUGUUAGUUACUGGUGAGCGGAGCAAACAGUGUGCGAAACCUCCAAACCCAGCAAGGAGAAUGAAUGAAUCUCACCCCAAGGAGUAUGUCAGACAACUGAGGGCUGGAACUGUCAACACAAACCAGGAUUCCCCAACUUCUGCUGGCCCCAGUGCCGCUCAGCCCAGUAAAGACACACUCAGUACCUUGGCAGAAGCCAAUACAGACACACUGACAGCACAGCAGGGUUCCCAGGGUAAGAAGACUUUCAAUAUAAACAGAGACUGUAAAAUACACAGGCAGACUCGCACAAAGAAGUCCCAUCGGUGUUCUGAGUGUGGGAAGAGCUUCAGUCAUUUAGGAAACCUAAAGACUCACCAACGGAUUCACACAGGGGAGAGGCCCUACCAGUGCUCCCAGUGUGAGAAGAGCUUCAGUCAUUUAAAUCUGCUGAAGAGCCACCAGCAGUCUCACACAGGAGAGAGGCCUUACCAGUGCUCCCAGUGUGGGAAGAGCUUCAGUCAUUUAGGAAACCUAAAGACUCACCAACGGAUUCACACAGGGGAGAAGCCCUACCAGUGCACCCAGUGUGGGAAGAGCUUUAAUCGGUUAGGAACCCUAAAGACACACCAACGGAGUCACACAGGGGAGAGACCCUACCAGUGCACCCAGUGUGGGAAGAGCUUCAGAGUGUUAGGAAUCCUAAAGAGCCACCAGCGGAUUCACACAGGAGAGAGGCCCUACCAGUGCUCCCAGUGUGGGAAGAGCUUCAGUGAUUUAAGUAACCUAAAGACACACCAGCGGAUUCACACAGGAGAGAGGCCCUACCAGUGCUCCCAGUGUGAGAAGAGCUUCAGUCAAUUAAGUCACCUAAAGACACACCAGCGGAUUCAUACAGGAGAGAGGCCCUACCAGUGCUCCCAGUGUGGAAACAGAUUUAAUGAGUUAAGAAGCCUAAAGAGACACCAGCGGAUUCACACAGGAGAGAGGCCCUACCAGUGCUCCCAGUGUGAGAAGAGCUUCAGUCAAUUAAGUCACCUGAAGACACACCAGCGGAUUCAUACAGGAGAGAGGCCCUACCAGUGCUCCCAGUGUGGAAACGGAUUUAAUGAGUUAAGAUGCCUAAAGAGACACCAGCGGAUUCACACAGGAGAGAGGCCCUACCAGUGCUCCCAGUGUGGGAAGAGCUUCAGUCAAUUAAGUCACCUGAAGAGACACCAGCGGAUUCACACAGGAGAGAGGCCCUACCAGUGCUCUCAGUGAUUUUUCUUGAUUAGGAUACUUUGAGACACACCACGAGACCCACACAGUUCAGUCAGUCCAAUAAAUGUUUGUUCUUGAAUUUUUCUAAAUUGUAUUUCUGAAAUACCUGUAUGUUGGGUCCCCCUCAUUAGUCAUGUUGAUGUUUAGGAUUUGUUUGACAAAGAUUCAGAGGUGUUUUUUUAAUAGUUAGAAUAUAUUGUGAAGGUAGUCUUUGACUGCAAAGCAGUUUUAUAAACUGUGAAAUUGCACGGUUGUGUAUUUUACAGAAGAUGGUUUGGCUCACGUAAAAUAAAAUUCAGAAUUUCUGUAAA